UUUCCCCCUCCAUUCAUUUCUCAUUCAGUACUUCCUGUGAAAGAUAAACAAAUGGCGCUCCGCACUUCAAACCAGAAAAUGAUUCAAAAUGUAAGCCGAAAACGGAAAUUUAAGAGUUCAAAAUGCCCAGACAGAAGAAAAAAUAUAAUGUUCGCUUUCCACCCGGACGCAUCAAGAAAAUAAUGCAAAAGGAUACAGAUGUCGGGCGAAUCGCAACAGCUGUACCAGUCAUCAUAUCUAAAGCUUUAGAAAUGUUCCUCAGAUCUCUUCUCAGCAUGACCUGUAAAAUAACCCAAUCCAGGAAGAGCAGAGUGAUGUCCAUCAAUCACAUGAAACAGUGCAUCCAUUCAGAGAGGUUGUUUGACUUCCUGAAGGAUUUGGCAGAUCAAGCCAACACUGCGUCAACAUCAGAGUGCAAAACUAAGGGCAAAUGGCAGUCACACAGGAAACGGUGGCAAAGUGUGUCUAUCAAGUCACCUGAGAGGGAGGAGCCACCCCAAAAAGCCACCAAUGAUCUGGUCAUCAACAGUGAUUCAUCCAGUGAGUCUGAGCUGUUCAUCUGCUUGGAAACUCAUUCACCUUGACCGGGCUUCUGAAAAGUUUCGCAAGACGCAACAAUCUCUCACUGAAAACUGCAGUAUUAUUUUUGAAGACACAACAAGGUGUUAGUUAUUCUUAGCAUCUGACAUAAAUAUUUAAUUUUUAAUUUGUGAAAUUGCUCUGUUGUGGUAUUAUAAUGACCAUGAAAUGAAUUAUAUAUUUUUUGUUUUCAUACUUAUUUCAAGGUUUCCAGGGAGUUUUAAAUUCCGAUAGGGAAGAAAAUAAUUUGUUUAUUAUAUAAUAGAGAUUUUGUGAUAGUGAGCAGCUCCACAAUUUUUUUUUUUUCAGUUGGAUUCACAAUUAAAACUGUAGUUUGACCUGUC
Molecule: messenger RNA, 923 nt
Organism: Rhinichthys klamathensis goyatoka
Lineage: Eukaryota; Metazoa; Chordata; Actinopteri; Cypriniformes; Leuciscidae
Product: dr1-associated corepressor
Exons: 7
Coding region: 123-584 (153 amino acids)
Biological process (GO): positive regulation of transcription by RNA polymerase II; transcription by RNA polymerase II; negative regulation of transcription by RNA polymerase II
Cellular component (GO): nucleus; negative cofactor 2 complex
Molecular function (GO): protein heterodimerization activity; core promoter sequence-specific DNA binding; RNA polymerase II general transcription initiation factor activity
Source: RefSeq, a predicted model, not a curated record